AUGCCGCGCUCUUUUCUCGUUAGGAAAUCUGCUUGCUCCCGCCGGAGACCCAACUACAGCGAGCUGCACGACUCGUCCCUAGAGUUCACCUUUCAGCAGCCCUAUGACCAGGCCCACCUGCUGGCAGCAAUUCCACCGCCCGAGGUCCUCAACCCCACGGCCUCGCUGCCCAUGCUCAUCUGGGACUCUCUUCUGGUACCCCAAGUCCAGCCUAGCGGCUGGGCCUCCCUGCGGCCCCAGGAAGGCCCGAAGGCCACCGAGCUGACCUCCCUGUCUGACGAAGACAGUGGGAAAGGCUCCCAGCCCCCCAGCCCCCCGUCACCGGCUCCUUCGUCCUUCUCCUCCGCCUCAGCCUCUUCCCUGGAGGCCGAGGCCUACGCUGCCUUCCCGGGCUUGGGCCAAGUGCCCAAGCAGCUGGCCGUGCUCGCCGCGGCCAAGGACCCUCAGUCUCGGAAGGCCUUCAACUGCAAGUACUGCGACAAGGAGUACGUCAGCCUGGGCGCCCUCAAGAUGCACAUCCGCAGCCACACGCUGCCCUGCGUGUGCGAUACUUGCGGGAAGGCCUUCUCCAGGCCCUGGCUGCUGCAGGGCCACGUCCGGACCCACACGGGUGAGAAGCCUUUUUCCUGCUCCCACUGCAACCGUGCCUUCGCCGACCGCUCCAACCUGCGUGCACACCUGCAGACCCACUCGGCCGUCAAGAAGUACCAGUGCAAGACGUGCUCGCGAACCUUUUCCCGCAUGUCCCUGCUCCACAAGCACGAGGAGUCGGGCUGCUCAGGGGGUCCCCGCGGACCCUAG
Messenger RNA from Orycteropus afer afer, 801 nucleotides. RefSeq names its product snail family transcriptional repressor 1 (gene SNAI1). The record is from RefSeq and is a predicted model, not a curated record. Lineage: Eukaryota; Metazoa; Chordata; Mammalia; Tubulidentata; Orycteropodidae. Gene Ontology annotation, molecular function: DNA-binding transcription factor activity, RNA polymerase II-specific; RNA polymerase II cis-regulatory region sequence-specific DNA binding. The transcript is spliced from 3 exons. Gene Ontology annotation, biological process: regulation of DNA-templated transcription. Bases 1 to 801 code for a protein of 266 amino acids.